UUCCCUCGGUCUUUUUCCCAAGCCACACUUAAGGUUGGAUCUAUAAUUAGCAAAGGGCCUUCGGCAGUAUAUAAGCCGCCCAGGAACAAGUCAAUACGCGGCUUCAGUCUUCACUUCUUGAGCUUCUUAGACUUCACACAUACCGUCUCAGCAUGGCACCCAAGAAGGCCAAGAGGAGGGCAGGAGGAGGAGAGGGCUCCUCCAAUGUCUUCUCCAUGUUUGAGCAGAGCCAGAUUCAGGAGUACAAAGAGGCUUUCACAAUCAUUGACCAGAACAGAGACGGUAUCAUCAGCAAAGACGAUCUUAGGGACGUGUUGGCCUCAAUGGGCCAGCUGAACGUGAAGAAUGAGGAGCUGGAGGCCAUGAUCAAGGAAGCUAGCGGCCCAAUCAACUUCACCGUUUUCCUCACCAUGUUCGGAGAGAAGCUGAAGGGUGCUGACCCCGAAGACGUCAUUGUGUCUGCCUUCAAGGUGCUGGACCCAGAGGGCACCGGCUUCAUCAAGAAGCAGUUCCUUGAGGAGCUUCUGACCACUCAGUGCGAUAGGUUCUCUGCAGAGGAGAUGAAGAAUCUGUGGGCCGCCUUCCCCCCAGAUGUUGCUGGCAAUGUUGACUACAAGAACAUCUGCUACGUCAUCACACACGGAGAGGAGAAGGAGGAGUAAAUGGUCGUGGUGACAAGACAGAAAAUGAAGAGAUGAAUGUGCAUCCCUCACUGCUUAACUCUCCCAGUCUGUUCUCUGUCCUCCUUUUCUUACUUUGUGUUCCUUCCUCCCUUUCUUCCUUUCCAUCAUCUUUGUUACUCUCAAGCACUUACUCUCUCCAUCUCUCCAAAGACUUGUCUCGCUGAGGCUGAAUUGGGAGGGCGGAGAGGCUCAUGACCACGGUGUCUGUCAAGUGGGGAUAUGGGAUUGUUUUCAAUAAAAUGAACAUCAUUACUGUAUCUCUCA
Messenger RNA from Cyprinus carpio (common carp), 947 nucleotides. Its product is annotated as myosin regulatory light chain 2, skeletal muscle. Gene Ontology annotation, biological process: skeletal muscle tissue development. The record is from RefSeq and is a predicted model, not a curated record. NCBI's taxonomy places the organism in Eukaryota, Metazoa, Chordata, Actinopteri, Cypriniformes, Cyprinidae. Gene Ontology annotation, cellular component: cytoplasm. Gene Ontology annotation, molecular function: calcium ion binding.